Molecule: messenger RNA, 1812 nt
Organism: Penicillium coprophilum
Lineage: Eukaryota; Fungi; Ascomycota; Eurotiomycetes; Eurotiales; Aspergillaceae
Exons: 5
Coding region: 1-1812 (603 amino acids)
Source: RefSeq, a predicted model, not a curated record
AUGGCAUCAGAUGCUCCUUACAAGUGCCAUGCGCCAUGGCCCAAAAAAAUAUCAGAGAACCCCGAUAUCACUGGUCAAGGGGUCAUUAUCGGCUAUAUCGCGACUUCUGGGAUUGCAGUGCUUCUCAUCCUAGUGUACUUUUUGGCCAUUCACGAUCCAAGCUUAGAUCACGUUGAAAAGAACGGAGCUUCUUCAACAUCAUCCAUCCGUGGGAAUCCAGUGGAUACUAUAUUUCUUCGGGCAGUGCGUUACAUUCCCCGAUAUUGCAUGGGAAAUUUGAGAUUCCCCAAAGAUAAGUUGGAACGGAGCUUUAUCAAGUGUAUAGUCGCAAUGAGUGAUACCCAGCUUGUGACCGGCUUCUCAAUUCUCAUUAGUGGCUUUGUCCAACUUCGUCAAGGACUCCAAUCCUAUCAUUGGCUGGCAAUAGUUGAUUUGGCGUGGUUUUCCAGUAUAACACACCUGGCCUGUUUGACAUUCUUGCGAGGUCACCUCCGCAAUCAUUCUUUGGAGCGCACGUUUCGUGUGAUAGCAAUGGCAUGUCUUGCCAUGAUGCUCAUAGUAGCUUUAUCCUUCACCAGUACAUACUGGUGGGCUUUGAUCUAUGGAAAGAGUUCUGUCCUAGAAGUUGCUAUCUUGACCGAAUCGAACACAAUCCAGCACCCUGCCAUCUGUCACAUGGGCAUCCAGGCUUAUGAUGUUACCAUAGGGUUGUACGAUAACCCAGAUGUUCUUUUUUUUAGUGUGGGCUAUAUUUCCAUGAUAGUCUCAAUGCUGCUGAUUGUAUUGGGAUUCGUCUUUCGCGUGAUGAAACUGUAUCGGGUGCUAUCUGUGGGAUUCAUUCAAAAUGUGAGAUUCCAGAUCAGCGCUUAUGUACGACGUCUUUUGCGUGUUGUUUACUUAUGGUGUUGCCCUAAACACCAUAUCCCCGGUCUGAGGCGAGGUCUCAUUUAUAGACCAUUAUUGGCACUAUUUCUAUCGACCCGUCUGCUUAUGGAUCUAUGGUCCUCUAUGCUAUUAGAGGUUCUCUGGCUGCUGGUCGCUUUUUCAUGGGGUAUAAUGCGUUUGAUGACUUUACUACAAGUCACCCAUGAAAUGUUUUUUGAAGCCUUCACGGUCUCCGAAAAUGACAAUAGCCAAUGGGGUUUUGGUCAGGUUGUGGCUGUUUUCCUCUUGAUUGUGCCUCUUAUUACGUUUGUUGAAGCGUUCGGGCAAGAUGAGACACACAACAAAUCUGAUACUCAUUCCUCCGUAUCCAUACCCCUUCAUGACCUAUCCGCCCAGUCGAAUUCAGCCUUGCCGUCCUCAUCAUACGCAGGGACCGACAUUCGUACAGACCCAGAAGACCCUGAUAGUGACUGGAAUAAACACACAGAAGUUCUUGGUACGGCAUUGACAUAUACGGCACUCAUGGUCAUUGCUUUGGUCAUUUUUGCUUUUAAAACGGUAUCUUGGGCAAUGAUAUCAGCAAUCGUGCAAAUUAGGAUGCCGAUCAUCCUGAUCAUACCCAAUUUCUUUGCACUGAUGCUUUUGUCAUUGAUGAUCGAAGCGGAUGUUUCUUUUAUUCCUCAAAUACCCUGCUGGGCUCGGAAGCUCCUUCUUAUUGCUGUUGUUCUUAUCACAGGGCUGAGUACGCUUCUCCCUAUCAUUAUGACCUUGGCGCGAAAGGUUGCUACGGAAUACCUCAUUUUUGGACCGCUAUCCUAUCCUUGGCUUACCAAUUGGGCUGGGGUUAUUGUGGUAGCUUCUUGUUACCUGGUAUGCAUCAUUAUCAUGCGUUUCGUGGGGAGUCGUCCUCGCUCGUCAUUAAGAUAG